GUCAUUAAACCUAACUGGCAAGCCCUUCGUACUUCCCCUCCCGUCCCUAGGUUCCUUAAAUCGACUCUGAAAUACCUGCCAAUCUUAUCCUGAAACAGAGUUUCGACCCUCAGAACAGUCUUGCCCUCAUCUUUGGGACCCGAUUCGUCCGGCUGAAUCUGACAUUCGAGGGGCGGGUUGGUUGGAACCACCCUACCAGGCCUCCUUCAAUCCCACACCGUGUCCACCUUUGCCCUCAGGAUGGCGUCCCGGAAGUGACGUAGAGGAAGCGGAAGUGCUGUCUUGUUACCGACUUCCUGUUGUUUGAGGCUGGGUGGGGGUGUGCGGUUGUGUGGGGCGGCCUGGGGCAACCCAGCAGCUGCUGACCCUCUGCUUGUUGGGAGUGGAGUCGGGAGGCGGCCGUCAUGGCGGUGUCGGAGAGCCAGCUCAAGAAGAUGGUGUCCAAGUACAAAUACAGAGACCUAACUGUACGUGAAACUGUCAAUGUUAUUACUCUAUACAAAGAUCUCAAACCUGUUUUGGAUUCAUAUGUUUUUAACGAUGGCAGUUCCCGGGAACUAAUGAACCUCACUGGAACAAUUCCUGUGCCUUAUAGAGGUAAUACAUAUAAUAUUCCAAUAUGCCUAUGGCUACUGGACACAUACCCAUAUAAUCCCCCUAUCUGUUUUGUUAAGCCUACUAGUUCAAUGACUAUUAAAACAGGAAAGCAUGUUGAUGCAAAUGGGAAGAUAUAUCUUCCUUAUCUACAUGAAUGGAAACACCCACAGUCAGACUUGUUGGGGCUUAUUCAGGUCAUGAUUGUGGUAUUUGGAGAUGAACCGCCAGUCUUCUCUCGUCCUAUUUCGACAUCCUAUCCACCAUACCAGGCAACAGGGCCACCAAAUACUUCCUACAUGCCAGGCAUGCCAGGUGGAAUCUCUUCAUACCCAUCUGGAUACCCUCCCAAUCCCAGUGGUUACCCAGGCUGUCCUUACCCACCUGGUGGUCCAUAUCCUGCCACAACAAGUUCCCAAUACCCUUCCCAGCCUCCUGUGACCACUGUUGGUCCCAGUAGGGACGGCACAAUCAGCGAGGACACCAUUCGAGCCUCUCUCAUCUCAGCGGUCAGUGACAAACUGAGAUGGCGGAUGAAGGAGGAAAUGGAUCGUGCCCAGGCAGAGCUGAAUGCCUUGAAACGAACAGAGGAAGACCUGAAAAAGGGUCACCAGAAACUGGAAGAGAUGGUUACCCGUUUAGAUCAAGAAGUAGCUGAGGUUGAUAAAAACAUAGAACUUUUGAAAAAGAAGGAUGAAGAACUCAGUUCUGCGCUGGAGAAAAUGGAAAAUCAGUCUGAAAACAAUGAUAUCGAUGAAGUUAUCAUUCCCACAGCUCCCUUAUACAAACAGAUCCUGAAUUUGUAUGCAGAGGAAAAUGCUAUUGAAGACACUAUCUUUUACUUGGGAGAAGCUUUGAGGAGGGGAGUGAUAGACCUGGAUGUCUUCCUGAAGCAUGUACGUCUUCUGUCCCGUAAACAGUUCCAGCUGAGGGCAUUAAUGCAGAAAGCAAGAAAGACUGCCGGUCUCAGUGACCUCUACUGACUUCUCUGAUACCAGCUGGAGGUUGAGCUCUUCUUACUUUCUUCUCUUCCUUUCUCUUAUCAGUAGGUGCCCAGAAUAAGUUAUUGCAGUUUAUCAUUCAAGUGUAAAAUAUUUUGAAUCAAUAAUAUAUUUUCUGUUUUCUUUGGUAAAGACUGGCUUUUAUUAAUGCACUUUCUAUCCUCUGUAAACUUUUUGUGCUGAAUGUUGCGACUGCUAAAUAAAAUUUGUUGCAUAA
Molecule: messenger RNA, 1812 nt
Organism: Callithrix jacchus (white-tufted-ear marmoset)
Lineage: Eukaryota; Metazoa; Chordata; Mammalia; Primates; Cebidae
Gene: TSG101
Product: tumor susceptibility 101
Biological process (GO): protein transport; endosome to lysosome transport; protein modification process
Cellular component (GO): ESCRT I complex
Molecular function (GO): ubiquitin binding
Source: RefSeq, a predicted model, not a curated record